Messenger RNA from Lotus japonicus, 1704 nucleotides. RefSeq lists its product as uncharacterized. The coding region runs from base 235 to 1512 and encodes 425 amino acids. Gene Ontology annotation, cellular component: cytoplasm. The transcript has 6 exons. Lineage: Eukaryota; Viridiplantae; Streptophyta; Magnoliopsida; Fabales; Fabaceae. The record is from RefSeq and is a predicted model, not a curated record. Gene Ontology annotation, molecular function: ubiquitin protein ligase activity; zinc ion binding.
UAUGGCGGGAAAAUGUCCGUAUGGUCCUCACUCCGCCUUACCCCAAUAUAAAACCCUAAUUGCUCUCCACUACAUAUAUACUCCAAACUCCCUCUUUCUCUCUCGCUCCUCCGUCACCGCCGUGUCUGAUUGGGCUACUUCAGCCGUAUUCGCUUCGCUCUCACGUGAACCUUCACAAUUUCUGGAACGGAUCGUGAAACUCCGAAGCCAGAAAUCGGAGUUUUCCUAGCGGAAAUGGACCCUGCCUUUGCCGAUGAAGUUGAUGAAGCUGAGCAGGCUAUUACCAUCGGCGAGUACAUUGAGGAAGAAGAGGAACGGGAGCUGGUAGCCGAUUUAAUUUUGGGGGGUGAUGCUGGCAAGGAGUGUACCUAUAACAAAGGUUAUAUGAAAAGGCAGGCAAUUUUCUCUUGCCUUACCUGCACCCCAGAUGGGAAUGCUGGAGUUUGCACAGCUUGCUCAUUGUCUUGCCAUGAUGGUCAUCAGGUUGUGGAACUAUGGACAAAAAGAAACUUCAGGUGUGAUUGUGGGAAUUCAAAGUUUGGUGAAUUUUACUGCAAGAUUUUCCCAAGUAAAGAUGUGGAGAAUUCUGAGAAUGCAUACAAUCACAACUUCAAAGGUUUGUAUUGCACUUGUGGCCUCCCUUAUCCAGGUCUAGAUGUUGAAGAACAAGUAGAGAUGAUACAGUGCUGUCUGUGUGAGGACUGGUUUCAUGUGGAGCAUCUUGGUCUCGAGUCUUCUGAUGAGAUUCCCAGAGAUGAUGAAGAAAAAGUGCCAUUUUGUGAGGAAUUCAUGUGUAAGGCAUGCUCUGAAGUAUGUUCUUUUCUAAAACUAUAUCCUGAAGGAAUAUUGGCAACAAGAAGGAAGCCAGAGGCACCUGUCCAAGUUAGCAAGGACAAAAGUGUUUUGGAAGACAAUCCUUCAACCUGCGAGUCUGAAAAGCCAAUUGGUGAUACUUCUUCAUGUAGCUCUGCUAAAAUUGAUGAUGCACAAGUUACUGCUGACUCUGAAUCCGUAUCUGGUGGGAAGGGUCUGCCUCUGGGAGGAGAUUGUUGUAACAGUGUGACUUUAAAUCAAUGUUCGGAAAGCUCUAAUAAGCAUGCUAGUUGUCUCCUUGGUGUGAACCUUGUUGCUGCUUCCCCAGCUAUUUAUGGUAAACCAAUGUUCCUUUCCAAAAAUUGGAGAGAUGCACUAUGCAAAUGUGAUAACUGUCUAGAGUUUUACAAUCAGAAGCAGAUUGCUUUUCUACUUGACAAGGAAGAUACAAUUUUGGAGUAUGAGAAAAUGGCCCAACAAAAGAGACAAGAAAAUUUGCAGCAACAGGAAGUUGCUGACUUAGGUUUGUUUAAUAACCUUGGACAUGUCGCGAAAGUGGAGAUCUUGAAGGGAAUUGAAGAUAUGAAAGAUGGGCUUCGUACUUUCCUGGAGUCCGCAGACACGUCAAAGCCAAUUAGUGUUGAUGAUGUCCACCAGUUUUUUGAUGAGAUGAAGAAAAAGCGUCGCCGUGUUCAGUGAGUUUUUGUAGUCCUAGCACUUGAAAGACGUUAUGGUCGAAACUUCCAGACUGUUUUAGGGGUUAUUUGUAUUAACAUUAUUAGGUCUGCAUGUUUAUGUUUUAUGAUACUUAUAUUACGAUGCUUUACCUGUACAACUAUUUGACGUAAUAGACUAUUUUGAAGUUGAUACUUAAUCGCAUUAGUUUUAUUA